Molecule: messenger RNA, 4391 nt
Organism: Paramormyrops kingsleyae
Lineage: Eukaryota; Metazoa; Chordata; Actinopteri; Osteoglossiformes; Mormyridae
Gene: qsox2
Product: quiescin Q6 sulfhydryl oxidase 2
Biological process (GO): protein folding
Cellular component (GO): Golgi membrane
Molecular function (GO): protein disulfide isomerase activity; flavin-dependent sulfhydryl oxidase activity
Source: RefSeq, a predicted model, not a curated record
CACGCGACUGCCAUGCUACGUGACACCGCGCACGCGCAGUGCAGCCGUUUCCGAGCAAAGCUUCUCCCCACAUAAUCGUACCAGUGGAGCGACAUGGCCAGCUUCUGGAGCAGAAGUUCGGCUCUUUCAGGUCUAGCCUGGUCAUUAAAAUGCCUUUUUGUUGUGCUGCUGUCCUGGCGGGUCCAGGCUGGCCGGCUGUACUCGAAGGAAGAUCCGUUGACCAUUUUGUCGAGCGAUACUUUGAAGGAAACGCUGCUCAACUCGUCCACCGCUUGGCUGGUGCAGUUUUACUCGUCGUGGUGCGGCCACUGCAUCCAGUACUCGACGACCUGGAAAGCGCUGGCUGGCGAUAUAAAAGACUGGGAGCAGGCCAUAAGAAUAGGAGUGCUGGACUGUGCUGAUGAAAAGAACUUUGAUAUUUGUAAAGAGUUUGGCAUUCACUUCUACCCGACCUUCAGGUAUUUCAAAGCACGUAGCAGCACUUUUGAUAUCGGAAAAGCCUACAAGGGGCCAGACAGGGAACUGCAAACUGUGAGGCAGCUGAUGGUGAAUUUCCUCCAGAACCACACGCCGGAGGUCUGGCCUCCACAGUGCCCCCCUCUGGAGCCCUCCAGGUCGGCUGAAAUCCUCUCUCUCGUGGGGCAGAAAGCUGACCACUACACUGCCGUCAUCAUAGAGGAAGAAGAUUCUUACAUUGGCAGAGAGGUGAUGCUGGACCUGAUGAUGUAUGGGGGUAUGACUGUGAAGAGAACCUUGAAUUUGGAUAAAGCCUUUCUGGACAGGCUGGGUGUUAGCUCAGUCCCAGCUGUGUAUCUGCUGUACCCCAAUGGAUCACAUGUACUCAUGGACGUGAAGAAGAGUCAGCGCUUUUUCUUCUCCUCAUACCUCAAGCUCCUCCCUGGGGUGCACAGGAAGCGGGGUUCUUCUGCCCAGAGGGUUGUGGUGUCUGGAAGCAAAGGACAGAAGCCUGCAGAGAUAUGGAAGGACUUUGACAAGUCUAAAGUGUACAUGGUAGACAUGGAAUCAGGUUUGCAUUACUUGUUGAGAGUCGAGCUGGCCAGCCACCAGACCCUCACUGGAGACGAGCUGAAGACCUUCAAAGAUUUUGUAACGGUGGUUGCCAAGCUUUUUCCUGGUCGCCAGUCCGUGGUGAAGCUGCUGGAGACUCUGCUGGAGUGGCUGGUUAGUUUGCCCCUUGAGAAGAUUCCUUAUGACGCCAUCCUAGAUCUGGUCAACAACAAGAUGAGAAUCGCUGGGAUGUUCCUGAGUGAGCAGCUGCAGUGGGUCGGUUGCCAGGGCAGCCAGUCGGAGCUAAGGGGGUAUCCGUGUUCCUUGUGGACUCUCUUCCACACUCUGACUGUACAGGCAGCCCUUCGGCCUGAUGCUUUGGCCAACACUGGCCUUGAGGAGGACCCCUUGGCGGUGUUGCAGACGAUGCGUAGGUACAUCCGGACCUUCUUCGGCUGCCGGGAGUGUGGCGAGCACUUCGAGGAGAUGGCCAAGGAGUCUCUUCAGCAGGUCAAGACCCUGGAUGAGGCCAUACUUUGGCUGUGGAGAAAACACAAUCAGGUCAACAACAGACUGGCAGGUACCUUGAGUGAAGACCCGCACUCCCCUAAGAGUCAGUGGCCCACCCCAGACCUCUGCCCGGCCUGCCACGAGGAACAGAAGGGCCUUCACGUCUGGAACGAGGAACGCGUCCUGGACUUCUUAAAGCAACACUAUGGAGCCUCUAACAUUUCCCCACAGUACGCCAUGGGCUACGCCGGUCUGGAGCCACUGGCGGGCCAGAGCGGGAAGGCAGACGAGCGGCGGCGGCCGCCUGACCAGACGGACGCCCCCGUCCUGAGGCUCAGCCCUGCCGUGCAUGCAGAGGUGCGUGCGGACACCCAGCCAAAACCCAAGCCCAGCAUGACUUUCCUGGUCCUUGGCUUCUCCAGUUUGGACAUGAGUCUCUGCGUGCUCCUCUACACACUCUCCUGUGUUUUCCUCAUGGUGGUUUUCUUCUUCUUUCGCAUGCGGUCCAAGCGCUGGAAGCUGAAGCACAGCCGUCUUUACGUGUAGCACACGGUCCAGGGGGCUGGGAGACCGGGACCCCACCCUCUCAUUUUUUUAACCAAAUGUAGCAGCUGAAGCGGAUUUCAGUAUAAGUGAGUGAGACUUGACGGGUUUUCCAGAAGCUACAGCAGGAUACCUCAUAACCCCUCCUGUAGUCACAGUUUCAGUUGACAGUCAUGGACAUUCAGCAAAUUUUUGAUUCAGAAAGACAUAAAUAUGGGAAGUGUAAAAUGAUUCAUUUUGAAGAAUAUUAUGUGAGAAUCUCAUAUUUGUGAUGAAAUUUUAAAUGGUAGUUUUUAAAUGGUAGUAAUUAUACCAUGCCCCUCAUUACAGCAUCUCCCUUUUUCGUUUCUUUUUCCGCCAGUUGCUCUAACAGUUGAACCACUACAUAACAUAAUCAUUUUGUAUAUUUUAUAUAUGUGCCAUAUGAAUUCCAAAAAUUUCUCUUGAGCCAUUAGUAGUAUGAUUAUCUAUCAAGACAUAGAUAAUCAUGGUCCACAUGCACAACAGAAUAUGUGAGGUUUAAGGAUCAGAUUGACUUGUGCUGGCUUUGAAAGCCCUUCAGUGGCUGAGAUCGGAUAGGCAUGACGGUCUUCGGUUCGCAUUACCUUACUGUUCGUCCUAAGCAUUCAAAAGUUAUAAUGUGUUAAUGGUUAAUAAUUUGAACCACUUUUCCAUAAAUGUAAUUUUAGUGUAAUUUGUUUAACCUGUAGGCAGGAUGGUGACUUGGCGGAUAGCACUUUUACCGCUCAUCUCCAGGACUGGGUUUGAAUCCCACAUCAAUUUUGUGUUUGUGGAAUUUGUAUGUUCUCCCUAUGUCACAUGAGUAUUCUCCUGCAGUCCAAAGACAGCAGUUGGUCUAGUCACUGUCUUUAUAUCGACUGUAGUGUGUGUGUGUGUGUGUGUGUGUGGUGGGUGGUGGGGCGGCGGCACCCCUUCCAGGUAUACCCCAUACCUAGUGUCCUAUCCUGACUGCGGUAGUCUCUGGGCCCCUUGUGACUCUGUCCAGGAUAAGGAAUUGAAUGAUGGAUGGAUAGAUGGAUGGAUAGUUUGUUCAACAUGUUCUUAAAAACUAUUUGCAGAUGUUAUUUAAAGCUUGCAAUGCAAAACAAAAUCUAGUUUAAGUGAACUUGAAUAUUUCUGAUCUGGCUGCCUUAUGAGUAUACUUAUUUUUAUAAGAGGACUUCUUUAUGACAAGAUAAUGAAUAUUUUGGGAAGUGUAAUUUGUAUUUAAGGUCCAGCGGUUAUUCCGGUGAUAAAAUGAAGUUUGCAAAUAUUAUCACUGCUGUUCAGCGGCCUCUGCUGCUUUGGUUAAAUCCAUCAUACUGAAGAUAUUUUUUAUAUAUAUUUUUUUUCUUGUAACCACACCUGAGUGUGUGCGCCGUCAAGAACUGUUACAGUGGUUACACUAGGUUUCUUGUAGUUUUAAUAUAAUGAUUCAAAACUGCCACCUCUGAAUAGGCCUGAUUUUGGAUCCAAUUCUAAGAGGCUGGUUUGGUUAGUGAGACAUUCUGGAAAGUUAUUUCCUUUUUUUUCAAAUGGCAUUUGCUUAUUUGUUAACAUGGCAGGACCUGUCUGAUCUCAGAUGAAACACUAGAAACAUUGCUAAGAAUUUCUGCAGGCAAAGCCAUAAGUCAGGUCUUCAGUUUUCAAUCAAGGUUCAUUUAAAUAUAGUAUUUAUUCCAUUUUUUUAAUAAGCAAAAAGGCUUUGUUUUUAUCAAUAUGUAAAUGAUUAUAGUAAGUGAAUUGAAUGUAUUUUCAUUUGAUUUGUCCUACAAUUAUUUUAAAAUUAAAGAAAAUAAUGUAUUUUAAACAUUGUCAUUCCUGAACGGCUUGGCACCUGCAUUUGGUGUGACUGCAGAGAAAUUUUAGGAUGUUUAAUUUAAGGUGCUAGUUUAAAUGUGUACCUUUUUUCUGUAGGAGGAAUGGUUUGAUUUCUGACCUUGUACUUCAAGUCAGUGCUAAGUACUACACUGGCCCCUCUUUCGCACAUGUGAAUCUUGAUUUAUUUGCAUGAAUGGGUUUAGUGUCAGCAGCACAGACCUGCCCUGCGCUCCGCUUCCAAUGGAGCUCUCAGUUCAUUUGGUUGUUUCUAAGAGGAGAAUAAAGCAGAUUCCCUCUCCUGCUGGUUGUCAGGUGGCCCUUUUUGGAGCUGCUUCAAGUUACCUGCUUUGAGUAGAAUCUUUUUUUUUUUUUUUGUAAUUUAUUUUUCACUAAAUUAAUUUCUUCAUUUCUUCCUGUACAGUUGUUUCCUAUUUCAGUGGACUUUUAGGAUUUUUGUAUAAAAUUGAUGUGUGAUUACUGUGAUUUGGAAAUUAAAACAUGCAAGAGUG